UCCCCGAACGAUGAUCUCCGCUUUGGCUGUGAUUCUGGCAGCGGUAGCUGGAGGAGCGUUCUAUCCCUUCAAAUUCCUCCAUGAUCAAGUCUCUUCUCCCUUCCCGGCCGAGGCGCUGCCGACAAUCUCCGGCUAUUUCCCUCUCGGUCGCUCUUCCAAGAUGUUCUUCGCCUAUUACGAGGCAAUCGAGCCUGCCGAGGCGCUGGCGUCGACGCCGAUCAUCCUGUGGCUGCAAGGCGGCCCUGGCUGCUCAAGCAUGACUGGAAAUUUCUACGAAUUUGGUCCCUGGAGGACGGCGCCGGAUCUCCAGCUCCACCGGAACGAAGCGCCCUGGAAUCACAGGUUUGGUGUUCUCUUCAUCGAUAAUCCGCUAGGAACAGGGUACAGCAUCGCUGAGAAAGACGAUGAUAUUCCAGUGAAUCAAGACGAGGUUGCUCGAGACCUCCAUCAAGCUCUACUCCAAUUCUUCAAGAUUGAUCCUUCGUUCAAGAACCGGCCUUUCUUCAUCGCCGGGGAGAGCUACGCUGGAAAAUACGUCCCAGCUCUUGGUCACUACUUGGUGAAGCUAUCCAAGAACUCUUCCAAGAACUCUUCUCCUUUCCGGCUGGAUGGCUUGAUGAUCGGCAAUGGUCUCACGCAUCCGAUCACCCAGGUCCAGAGCCACGCCGCCACUGCUUAUAGCUUUGGUCUGCUCGAUGCUGCCCAGAGAUCCCAAGCGGAAGAUCGAGCAAAGGUGGUGGUGGCAUCGAUCGAGAGAGAAGACUGGCAGGGCGGCUACGAAUUAAGAACACAGUACAUGGAAUGGAUCGAGAACGUCACCGGGUUGGCAACAGUCCUGGACGUGAGAAGGAGCGUUCCAUACCAUUGCUCGGAGGAUGGAACCGAGUUCCUGGGCUUGUUCCUCAAUCGCCAGGAAGUGAAAGCGGCGCUCAAGGCCGACGAUUCGGCGCAGUGGAUCUCUUGCAAUCCUCGGGUGAGGAGGAUCAUGGCCAACGACACGAUGAAGAGUGUCAAGUGGAUGGUCGAGGAGCUGCUGCUCGAGAUCCCGAUCUUGAUCUACCAGGGGCAGUACGACAUCAAAGACGGCGUGGUUGCUUCCGAGGACUGGAUGCGAGAGCUCGAGUGGGAGCACCGGGAGAAGUUCUUCGCGGCCGAGAAGAAGAUCUGGAAAGUUGGGAAAUCCUUCGCGGGGUAUUGGAGGAGCUAUGGAACGCUCACUCACGUUGUAGUUGCGGGCGCCGGGCACCUAGUCCCAGCCGAUCAAGGCGUGAACUCUCAGCAAAUGGUAGAGAAGUGGAUACGAAGCGCGUUACAGGUAAAAGACAAGUAGGCAAAGUAGCCUUUACGUGGCAGUACGGGAUGCUGUGACACGUCAUCUUCUUGUGAGUGGAUUUGCAACGUGGCAGCUGAUUGGACCGAUUAAGAAGAUAGAGGAGGAAGA
This is a messenger RNA of Selaginella moellendorffii, 1441 nucleotides long. Its product is annotated as serine carboxypeptidase-like 50. Gene Ontology annotation, molecular function: serine-type carboxypeptidase activity. Gene Ontology annotation, biological process: proteolysis. The coding region runs from base 11 to 1330 and encodes 439 amino acids. Lineage: Eukaryota; Viridiplantae; Streptophyta; Lycopodiopsida; Selaginellales; Selaginellaceae. The transcript has a single exon. The record is from RefSeq and is a predicted model, not a curated record.